CUCUAGGGCUACCUGCCGCAGUCAAGCCGGCAGAUGUCCACCAUGCGCUCCGCUCAGAUCUUCUCCUCUGCCCUCUCUGAGAUGCAGAAGUUCUACGGGAUCACAGUCACUGGCGUCCUGGAUGAGGAGACCAAAAUGUGGAUGAAGCGUCCUCGUUGCGGGGUCCCAGACCAGUUUGGGGUCCAGAUGAAGUCCAAUAUGCGGCGGAAGCGGUACGCGCUCACGGGGCGACGCUGGAGCCAGAGUCAUCUCACGUUCAGCAUCCAGAACUACACGGAGAAGCUGGGCCGGUACCACUCGUACGAGGCCAUCCGCCAAGCCUUCAGGGUGUGGGAGCAGGCCACACCGCUGGUCUUCCAGGAGGUGCCUUAUGAAGACAUCCGGCAGAAGCGGAAGAAAGAGGCUGAUAUCAUGGUGCUUUUUGCCUCUGGCUUCCACGGAGACAGCUCCCCCUUUGACGGUGUGGGGGGGUUUCUGGCUCAUGCCUACUUCCCCGGCCCAGGGAUGGGAGGGGAUACACACUUCGACUCAGAUGAGCCCUGGACGCUGGAGAACACGGAUGUGUCUGGGAACAACCUUUUCCUGGUGGCCGUGCAUGAGCUGGGGCACUCUCUGGGCCUGGAGCACUCCAGCAACCCCAGUGCUAUCAUGGCCCCCUUCUACCAGUGGAUGGACACAGAGAACUUCCAGCUGCCCGAGGACGAUCUCAAGGGCAUCCAGCAGCUGUACGGUACUGCAGAUGGGCACCCUCAGCCCACCAAGCCCUUGCCCACCGUGACACCCCGGAGGCCUGGUAGACCAGACCAGAGACCCCCCAAGCCUCCCCCACCAGGGAAACCAGAGAGGCCCCCCAAACCCGGCAGCCCAGACCGGCCUGACCAGUACGGCCCCAACAUCUGUGACGGGAACUUCGACACGGUGGCAGUGCUGCGCGGGGAGAUGUUUGUGUUUAAGGGUCGAUGGUUCUGGAGGGUUCGGCACAACCGGGUGCUGGACAACUACCCCAUGCCCAUCGGGCACUUCUGGCGGGGCCUGCCCGGGGACAUCGAUGCCGCCUAUGAAAGGCACGAUGGGAGAUUUGUCUUCUUUAAAGGUGACCGGUACUGGCUUUUCCGAGAAGCCAACCUGGAGCCCGGGUACCCACAGCCCCUCACCAGCUACGGGCAGGGCAUCCCCUACGACAACAUUGACACUGCUAUCUGGUGGGAGCCCACAGGGCACACCUUCUUCUUCCGCGGGGACAGAUACUGGCGCUUUAACGAGGACACCCGCUCGGUGGACCCUGGGUACCCGAAGCCCAUCUCCGUGUGGGUGGGCAUCCCUCCCUCGCCCAAGGGUGCCUUCCUCAGCUCAGAUGCCGCCUCGACCUACUUCUACAGAGGCACAAAGUACUGGAAGUUCGACAACGAGCGGCUAAAGACAGAGCCGGGCUAUCCCAAGUCCAUCCUGCGGGACUUCAUGGGCUGCCACAUGGAGCUGGUCCCUGACCCCAACCCCAGGUGGCCUGACGUGGACCGGCCGCCCUUCAACCCCGACGGGGACGGGGGAGAGCGCCCUGGUGGUGGGGCUGAAGCCGAGGAGGACGAGGAAGAGGAGGAGGAUGAGGAGGAUUACGGCGAGGGUGGCCCCGAGCAGGGCAGCGACGUGGACGUGGUGGUGCAGAUCGACGAGUACACGCGCACCAUGAGCGUCGUCAUGGUGCUGGUGCUGCUGGUGCUGCUGCUCUGCAUCCUCGGCCUCAUCUACGUCAUCGUGCAGAUGCAGAGGAAGGGCGCACCCCGAAUGCUCUUGUACUGCAAGCGCUCCUUGCAGGAGUGGGUCUGACCCCGGCCCCUUCCCCAACUCCCUCCCACCACCAUGGUGCUAACGACGAAUCUGACCUCCCCCCUCGCCCCAACAGCCUAUUUAUACCGAGCGGUUCCUCCCACGACUGGCUCAGCCCCCUCCACCCCACCCUUGCUUGACGUCUCUCAGGCUUCGGAAAGCGGAGGGGACACCUGUGUGCCCCGAGCCAGGGUGAGGGGCUCCCCGACCCUCCCCCCAGCAUUUGUGUAGCCGGGCUCCGGACCGACCACAUUGUGACUAUGGGACGUUUGCCACCUUUGGAAAGCGCAAGGAGCUGGGGGAAACCGGGCUGGAGGGAGUCUUAGCCCCACAGGUUCACGAGGGUCCUCCUUGCUGCUCCUCGGCAUCUGCCUUGUCGCAGCACGCCCUGCUCUGCGCCUCUCGCAGUGUCCCCCUGUGCCGGCGUGCCCCGUGGCAGCUCUGAGGGCCAGCACCGGGGGCCCUGCACCGUGCCUGCGACCCCAACAGAGGCGGUGAGCCGGGGCACGUUCACCUGCUGGACUGUGGACUCUUGUUUCCGUGCCAAGUGAGGGUGAAGAGGCUGGGAUUGGGUCCAGCUCCCUGCCCGAGCCUGGGGACUGCUCCUGGCACUGCUCAUCUGUGCCAUGAGCUGGCAGGUCUCAGCAGCAGGCACCCCUUGAGCUGCCUGCGCCUGUAGCCAGGUUGGGCCGCAUGUCCGGCAGAGAAGCGCCGAGGGAAAGGGAGGGCUGAGCUCGCUGUGAUUUAUUUCCUGUUUAACUGUUUGUAGCUGGGAGACGGGGUGCGGGCGGGGGGGCCGUGGUCCGGGAUGCAGUGCCUAAAGAUAGCACGCGGCUUGGAAACCUGACCUGGGAAAGCAUGCGAGGGGCUGGCGGCCUCCCCCCCCAC
Struthio camelus australis is the source of this 2712-nucleotide messenger RNA. NCBI's taxonomy places the organism in Eukaryota, Metazoa, Chordata, Aves, Struthioniformes, Struthionidae. The record is from RefSeq and is a predicted model, not a curated record.